Molecule: messenger RNA, 2087 nt
Organism: Coffea eugenioides
Lineage: Eukaryota; Viridiplantae; Streptophyta; Magnoliopsida; Gentianales; Rubiaceae
Product: NEDD8-activating enzyme E1 regulatory subunit AXR1-like
Exons: 14
Coding region: 40-1611 (523 amino acids)
Biological process (GO): protein neddylation
Cellular component (GO): cytoplasm
Molecular function (GO): NEDD8 activating enzyme activity
Source: RefSeq, a predicted model, not a curated record
AGUCCCACAAACACUGCCGCACGUUCAGUACACCGCAAAAUGGCGGAACCCAAAACGAAGUACGAUCGUCAGCUCAGAAUAUGGGGUGAGCAAGGACAGGCUGCACUUGAGAGAUCUAGUGUAUGCUUGUUGAAUUGUGGGCCAACAGGUUCAGAAACAUUGAAAAAUCUUGUUCUUGGUGGGGUUGGAAGUAUCACCGUUGUCGAUGGCUCGAAAGUUGAAGUGGGUGACCUUGGGAAUAACUUCAUGGUGGACGAAUCAUGUGUGGGACAAUCGAAGGCCAAAUGUGUGUGUUCAUUUCUUCAGGAGCUAAAUGAUGCUGUUAAAGCCAAGUUUAUUGAAGAGUAUCCCCAGGCAUUGAUUGAGUCAAACCCAUCAUUCUUCUCACAGUUCACUCUGGUAGUGGCCACACAGCUGGUUGAAGAUUCAAUGGUGAAAUUGGAUAGAAUCUGUCGAGAUGCAAAUGUUGCUCUGGUAUUUGCACGCUCAUAUGGUCUAACAGGUUUUAUUCGGAUCAGUGUGAAGGAGCAUACUGUGAUUGAGUCAAAGCCUGAUCACUUUUUGGAUGAUCUCCGGCUAAAUAACCCAUGGCCAGAGCUCAGAAGUUUUGCAGACACUAUUGAUUUGAACACAUCUGAUCCAGUCGUCCAUAAGCACACCCCUUACGUCAUCAUUCUCGUUAAGAUGGCAGAAGAGUGGGCAAAAAGUCAUGGUGGCUGCCUUCCAUCAACUAGAGAUGAGAAGAAACAAUUCAAGGACCUAAUUAAAGCCAGGAUGAUUGCAAUUGAUGAGGACAAUUAUAAAGAGGCAAUGGAAGCUUCAUUUAAAGUCUUUGCUCCUAGAGGAAUCAGUUCAGAGUUAGAGAAGAUAAUUAAUGAUGGUAGUGCUGAAGUUGGUUCAAGUUCAUCAGAGUUUUGGGUGACUGUGGCAGCUCUAAAGGAUUUCAUUGACAAUGAAGGGAAUGGGGAGGCACCUCUUGAGGGUUCAAUACCGGAUAUGACAUCAUCCACUGAGUUGUAUGUAAAUUUGCAGAAGAUUUACCAAGCAAAGGCUGUGGCAGAUUUUAUUGCUAUGGAGCAAAAAGUCAGGCAUAUCCUGAAAAUAAUUGGUAGAGAUCCAUAUAGCAUCUCAAAUGCUUACAUAAAAAGCUUCUGUAAAAGUGCAAGGAAACUCCGAGUUUGUAGGUAUCGGCCCAUUGAGGAUGAGUUCAACACCCCAGUCCAAGCAGAAUUACAGAAGUGUCUGACUGAUGAAGACUACAGUUAUGCUGCAGGGUUCUACAUUCUGCUUCGAGCUGCAGACCGUUUUGCUGCAAACUAUAAUAGUUUCCCUGGCCAAUUUGAGGGUGGGAUGGAUGAGGAUAUUUCCAGAUUGAAAAGUAUUGCGGUCGGCCUCCUUAGUGAUCUGGGCUGUAAUGGUUCAUCUUUAAUAGAAGAUCUCAUAAAUGAAAUGUGCCGGUAUGGUGCUGCAGAGCUUCACGCUGUGGCUGCCCUUAUUGGUGGAAUUGCAUCACAGGAAGUGAUCAAGCUCAUCACAAGGCAGUUUGUUCCUAUGUCUGGGACUUUCAUCUUCAACGGCAUUGAUCACAAGUCUCAACUGUUACUGUUAUAAGUAGUUUCAGCGAUGGUAUGUCUUUGAUUACGUUUCUUUAGUCGUGGUACCAGAUUCGUGAAGGAUCUGAUGUGCAUUUCUAGUUAAUUCUUGAGCAGAUCAGAUUUCUCCACUUCUGAAAGCACAGUGCUUGAAAUUUAUACUUGAAAGCUGGAAGAUGGACAUGCUUAGAUGGCUGAAUGGCGGGGGUUAUUUCGAUGGCUUUAUAUUUAUAUUUGCACCUUAUCCUUCUUUAUUUUUCCGCCCAUUUUGGUUGAGGGACAUUUCUGUACCCAGUCCAUGGUUGAUUAGUUGAGGACAACACAAGAAGAGUAUAGAAUGAACUGCUGAAGUCUAAAUUUGUGCAGUCGAUAUAAUGUAACUAGAGAUUUCAGCUCAAGGCUUUGUUGGAGCCGAGGGUAAUAGAACAAUCAGGGGCUGAAUGGUACACCCAAGGAAACAAAAUGGAAAUGAAUAUUAAGGUUACCGAGUUUUAA